AUGGCAAUUGUGGUAAUAUGGGACCGGGAGUUUCUCGAUCGUGGUGUUGACUACGUGAAGAUUCAGACUCCUGGUCAAAUCGUUCCUCCACAGCAUCUGGUGGAAAGGUAUCUGAUUCAGAGGUUGGGGUACUCCUUUAACGAGGCUGUUGAAGCUGUAGGUAGAGCAAGAGGUCAUUUGAUAGAACGAUCUCCUUAUCUUGCAAGUCUUGAAGAAAUCAAAGAAUUACAGCCAAAGAGAUCUGAUAUCAUGAGGCCAAAUGGAUCAAAACCUAAGCCGGGAAAGAAAGAAGAAGUAGUGCCGAAGAAAGAUGAACCUCGGCGCAACAUGGGUAAGGAUGGUUUCAGAGGAGAUUAUCGCACUUCACCAGGAAGGGUACCGAUGGUACCUGGUAGACCUACUCACAGGGUUCGUUCUAGAACCCCACCGCUUCAGCAACACCCAAGAGGUCGCGAUUCUCCUGUUCCGAUGGGGGGCAGAACUUCGCCAAUCCAGGCUAUUAGAAGUAGACGAUCUCCGCCGCAUUAUGAUAGACCACUGACAGGCCCACCUAGGGUUUUGCAACAAUCUGUUAUGAGAGGAGAUCGUAUGAUUCCUUUAAUGCCUCAUGGUCGGACUCCGCCUCCUCAGCCACGUGGACGGACACCGCCUCACUCAUUCCGCACCCGAACACCUCCUCCUCCAUCCUUACAUCUACCACAUCAUUCCCCUUCAGGGCAUAUGCGCGGGCGGUCACCACCAUCGAUGAUGAGGAGCAGAACAUCACCAACCAUGAUCCGUAGAUCUCCUCCACGUCCUCAAGGUCGAGGUCGGUCUCCACCGCCGGAGUUGAUGAACCGUAGGCCUCCUCUCCCUUCGAGAGGGCGCUCACCACCAUCUCACAUGAGAGCUAGGUCACCCCCAAUCAUACGUGGUGGUUCACCUCCGGUACAUAUACGUAGCAGAUCUCCACCUGGAAGAGGAAUACGAAGAAGGACUCCUACCCAUUAUGGUCGUGUUCCAUCCCCUGGUCAUGAUCAUAUGCCCGUCUCAGUACCGCCUUAUCCUCCUGGCCAUGGCCAUAUAUCGCGGAGAGAACAAAUACCUCAUGGAAGUGGAAGAUCUCAGCCUCAAGGCCGGGGUCGUUCUUCGCCAAGAAGAGAGAGAACGCCUCCUCCUAUUCAGUCUUCUAGACGACCAUCUUCUCCUGAUUAUCGAAGAAACGAACCACCUCCGGAUCGUCAUUACUCUAGUAGGCCGGGUUACGAAGACGGAGGUAGAAGAGGACAUGAAGAAUCAACUCGUGAUUAUAGCGACAGAUUCCAUCCGAGCAACCAUUACAGUAAUGAAAGGAGUUAUGGCGCUUCUGGCGAGUAUUAUCCAGAACGAUAUGAAAAAAUACGGCGAGAAAGAAGUUUAUCACCUCGUCGUAACUUUACCAAUUAUCCUUACCAAAGAGAUGAAUUGCCGGUGAGGUCGGAAUAUUCCCCUCCGAGAGAAACAAAAAGGAGGCGGAAAACACCACCCGCAGCUGAAGUGAGAGAGAAAAUUAGAAGAUCCACUCCCCCAUCCGGCUAUAUGAACAGCAGAGAUGGCAGGGAAGGCUUUAAGAAAGAGAAAAGAGAAUACCCCUCAGCUCCAUGGGAUAUCAAAGAGAAAGAUCCUGACUGUCGCGAAAUUCUGAACGAAAAGAGGUCUAUGAGGGAUGUGUAUCCGGAUUCUAAUCAUGGGGCUUACACUGAUGCCCCUAAAUACGCUCCCAUAAAUGCAGAUCUUAGGGAAGCUCUUGAAGAAGAGAAAAGACGUAGGCAUGUGCACAGUGAUUCAGCUGGAUACCACGGUCCAGAUAUCCCUCUGGAAGACAGAAAUGUAAUGCAUCAAGGGUAUUCUUCUCAUGAAUACCCAUAUAGAUCGGAAAGUGAUAUGGGGAGAGGACGAUCUCGACAAGACUAUCCCGGGGGUUCCUCCAACCACGAGUCGGGUGUUCGGCCUGACGGCCAGAGGCACCACGGCUACCAGGACUCAGCUGAGUAUCCCGAACCGAAGCAUCAUCGCUCACAGGGAGAAUACGUCAAGUCGCGGGAUGAUGACUUCAGGAAGGCUAGAGGGCGGAGGACUAAGCGGGUGUUCGAUCGGCUGUCGAGGGGUGGCCGCGGGGGGAGGGGAGGUGGCUCCUGGACCUAAUGUUUGUUCAUUCAUAUCUAUGUACCAUAUCAGGGGGCUAUUUGUCUUGCAUUAUCUUUAUACAGUGUUUAUUUAAUUUUUAAUGUUCAUAUUUCUUUGUAGUUUAAUUCUUAUGAAAUAAAGUUUAUUCACAACUUUUUAUGACCUUGAAUAACUGUUUUUUUUUUUUUACGUCCUUUAUGUGUACCUUGUUAUUUGUGUAGUUAUCCAGAAGGAAGGUAGCACGAUAUACUACAAUUAUAUUUGCAUGAGUUACAGAUGUUCACAAGAAAGUUGUUAAAAAUUAGAAGAAGAAAUUGAAAAUGAAUAAACAGAAGGAAUAAAGUAAAUUUUGAGCUUCAGCUAUUUCUCUUUACGUAAUAAAUAGAAGAAAGCGGAAAGAAUGCUGCAACAGUGAUGAAAUAAAUAAAAUUUAAAUUUCAAAUAUUUCUAUUUGUGCUUCUUAAAAUCGAAAAUAUAAUUAUAUAUUAAAGAACAGUCAAGCCUACCUUAUAAUUCGUUUUUAAUUUGUUUUCUAUGUUCAGUGUAUAACAAAGGAAAUAAUUAUGUCUUCAUGCGUCAUUUCACCGACUUGAAUUUUUAAAAUCACCACAUUGUUCUUCGUGAAGUUAAUGGAAGAACAUUGGUCCAAGAACUGAACAAUCAAGUCCUAAUGAAAUCCUGCUCCUCAGACCUUUUAAAUAAAUUGAAUUUAAUUUUUUUUCAUUUCUAGGAGGAUGCUUGAUAUCUUUAACUGGAGGAUAAAUCCAGUGAAUGAAAUAUUGAAGUAUCAGAAAGUGCAUUUAUUUCUUACUGUAUAAACUUAUCAGCAAUGGUUAUAAUUGAGUUGUGGGUAAAAGUUGAUGUUUGGUAUUUGCUACGUAUUUUUUCUUUAUUUUUCAUAUAUCAAGAAAUGAAGUAUACUUCUAGUUCUUGAGAAAAACAUAAUACGACAAUGCUUGUAGCUUGAGUAAUUGUUCGUUGUUGUUUUAAAGACAAAGAUCAGAUGUGUUUAAAGUAGAUUUUAGAAUUUCGUACACUGAAUGCUAUUGCCAAUGGAUCAAGUUUUCAGCGUGACUUAUUUCAAGAAAACCUAUUAAGCAUAUUAAGGAGUUAUCAAAGUAAUAUAGUUUUAGCAACAAUAAGGGUAUCAUUGUUGGACAACGCAACUGAAAAAAAUCGUAUCGAAAAAUAACUUCAUCUCUGGGAGAGGAGGCAAUUCUCCCAUCUGAGGAAAUCAGCGCUACUUUAGAAGAAGGUAUUUUAGUUUAUUUUUAGUUCAACCAAAACUCAACCUAUGGGACGGGGUGGCCGACUGAGGUAAUGUGUGUGCACAGCACCCAGAUAACUGAAAUUGUGAUAGAUUACGAGUUCGCGUUGCAGUGCCAGAGGGGAUUUUAAAUUCCCCGCCCUCACCUCCCGGCCCGAGAAAACCCCGUAUAGCCUAAAAGGUGAAAUAGGGAAGAACAAAAAACACUUAGCUUAUAUUAUAAUUUUUAUAGAGAUAAUCUAUGUAGCACUUAGUACUUUUUGUUGGAUUAUAUUUAUUUUUAAGAACUAAGUAAUUAAUUGUCUUAAUUAAGUAUUUUUCAAUUAAUUUUUAAAUGUAAUGAAUAAAGUUUUAUCAUGUUUACUAUUACUGUUCAGUAAAAAAA
Molecule: messenger RNA, 3797 nt
Organism: Nezara viridula (southern green stink bug)
Lineage: Eukaryota; Metazoa; Arthropoda; Insecta; Hemiptera; Pentatomidae
Source: the annotation of a GenBank genome assembly